AUGGAUCAAGAUAUAAAAAAAGAUAAAAGAUCAAUUACAUCUGCUCUAAAUCUAAAAAAAGCACGUGAUGCGAGAAAAAAUCAAUUUAUAAUCUAUGAUAGUGAUUCUGAUUCUGAUAAUGAUUCUGAUAAUGAUAAUACAAAGAAAAGAACAAAAAACAAAGCUCCUGUAAAAAAGAAAAGAAUAGUAAUAGAUAAUAAUAAAAAAGACUUUGAAUAA
This is a messenger RNA of Cavenderia fasciculata, 219 nucleotides long. RefSeq lists its product as uncharacterized. Lineage: Eukaryota; Evosea; Eumycetozoa; Acytosteliales; Cavenderiaceae. Bases 1 to 219 code for a protein of 72 amino acids. The record is from RefSeq and is a predicted model, not a curated record. The transcript has a single exon.